UGAACGAGGACGAAAGCUACAAGAAAUUACAUAUAGUACUAUUCCCACAUUGCCCAUCAUCUAAAUCCAUAGGUACAUGGUACCCUGGGUAGUUUCUAGAUUUAUCUUCCAUUUUAUAAAACUUCUCCUUAUUAAACUUCAACAAUGGGGUGGGCGUCUUGGCUGUUCGUCAUGGAGGACUAUAUUGUCGGAAAACUUCUGCGAUCCCCGACCUUCCAGCGAGGCGUUCGACGCAUCCACCAAACCGUGGAGGAUUAUAAACACGGACGAGACCCGAGCGAGCCCUUGCGAGAAGGAGAAGCUACUCGGCGGCCUUCAAACUCCAGAUUGAGCGGGUUUAUGUCCCACUUCGCCGACGAACUCCGUAAUCAAGUUCGCGAUACGACAAUUCGCCGUCCUAAGAAAUAAGCAAUACUGAAAAGGGUAAUAACCAUAUUGAUGGUUAUGAAAAAUAUAUCGUGCGCAACUAGACGGUAAAACGGCUAGAAUCCAGGGGGUAGCGCCGACUACUCAGUUAGGAGGAUUUAUAGCUCGUUUCGUUUGCCAGAAUCGCCAUAUUACAAGGACGUUCAGCAAUUGACAAAAAGGUAUUCUGUCACGGCGGAAUCGGCUGUGUCUGGCUUGCUAGGACCUGUGAUACAGUUACUAAAGUCACUUCGCGGCAUAUUUAACUCGACAGUAUGACCAGUAUGACUCCAUAGGGGUCCAUAGAUCCCUUACCAUUCGCCGAUACUGUGCCGCAAGACUGCCUUCAACCAGAGCUUUUCGUCACGCAUAACUCCGGUAUCAUAUCAAACUUAGCAAGUCAC
Messenger RNA from Daldinia vernicosa, 809 nucleotides. RefSeq lists its product as uncharacterized. The transcript is spliced from 4 exons. Lineage: Eukaryota; Fungi; Ascomycota; Sordariomycetes; Xylariales; Hypoxylaceae. The record is from RefSeq and is a predicted model, not a curated record. The coding region runs from base 145 to 408 and encodes 87 amino acids.